Molecule: messenger RNA, 534 nt
Organism: Arvicola amphibius (Eurasian water vole)
Lineage: Eukaryota; Metazoa; Chordata; Mammalia; Rodentia; Cricetidae
Product: 28S ribosomal protein S17, mitochondrial-like
Exons: 3
Coding region: 1-534 (177 amino acids)
Biological process (GO): mitochondrial translation
Cellular component (GO): mitochondrial small ribosomal subunit; ribosome
Molecular function (GO): structural constituent of ribosome
Source: RefSeq, a predicted model, not a curated record
AUGUCAGUAAUCUGUACAUUCGUCCGUGCCAAAUGGGUCGUGGGGAAGGUGAUUGGCACAGCCAUGGUAAAAACUGCUAAUGUCAGAGUGACCAGACUUGUUUUGGACCCCUACUUGCUAAAGUACUUCAACAAGCGGAAAAUCUACUUUGCUCACGAUGCCCACCAGCAGUGCUCCGUCGGGAAUAUCGUGCUCCUCAGAGCUCUGCCGGUCGCCAGGUCAAAGCACGUGAAAUAUGAACUGGCUGAGAUCAUUUUCAAAGUUGGCCGAGUUAUCGACCCAAUCACAGGAAAGCCCUGUGUGGGGACCGCCUACCUAGAAAGUCCACUCAGUUCAGAAACUGCUAACCCAAGUAAAACUCCAGAACUCAAGGUGUGUUUCUGCCUGAAGCUUCAUGAGCCACCAGUGUCACACGGUCACAUGGUCUUGGAUAAGGUGUGGUUACCUAGAUGGACUGCUGAGUUAAUUCAGAGACAUGGACAGAGAGCUGUACAUCCUAGAGAGAAGACCCAUGAAGAGAAGAUGAAAGCAUGA